CUCGCUCGGCCCCUCUUCCCCCCCCCCCCGCCGCCAUGUUCCUUUCCGCCCUGCUCCUGGGCACCCGCAUCCCCGGGAAGCAGUGGAUCGGCAAGCACCGGCGUCCGCGCUACGUGAACGCCGGCAUGAAGGGGCGGAUGGUGCGGCGCCUGGAGAUCGAGGCGGAGAACGAGUACUGGCUGGGGCAGCCCUACAUGAGCCGCGAGCAGGAGUACGGACACGCCGCCGCCCGCAAGCGGGAGGCCUUCGAGGCCCUCAAGGCCGCCCGGGCCGCAAACUUUCCCCCGCACCGCUUCGUGGCCGACCAGCUCGACCACCUCAACGUCACCAAGAAGUGGACCGUCUCCUGAGCCGGCCCGGGGCGACAGACGCCGCGCUCCACGCUCCCCAUCACCUGCGUGAGGACUGGACAUUGGGGAACCCCGUGAGACUGUGGGAAGGAAACGUUCAAUAAAACCGUAAACCGGA
Ornithorhynchus anatinus (platypus) is the source of this 468-nucleotide messenger RNA. RefSeq names its product mitochondrial ribosomal protein L57 (gene MRPL57). The record is from RefSeq and is a predicted model, not a curated record. The coding region runs from base 36 to 350 and encodes 104 amino acids. Gene Ontology annotation, biological process: mitochondrial translation. The transcript has a single exon. Gene Ontology annotation, cellular component: mitochondrial ribosome. Gene Ontology annotation, molecular function: structural constituent of ribosome. NCBI's taxonomy places the organism in Eukaryota, Metazoa, Chordata, Mammalia, Monotremata, Ornithorhynchidae.